AUGACCGACCCAUUGAAGACUCUAGAUGCAGGUCGGCCGAAGCCGGUCACCGUGUCGCGCAACGUUUAUGCGAUUGCUGGUAUUUCCGUCGCAGUGUUUGGUUUGGAGGAAUUGGAUACACAGGCCUCAGAGGUGGCCUGUCUCUGGCUGCUACAUCCUCGUCUGGCAACUCAAGAGCGCAUGGUGGAUAUCGCUGCUACGACCAUCACCGAUUGGAAUACCAAAAUUACGGAUACUCCGACGGCCAAGGGUCUCAUUGCUGUUUCCUUUGAUCAGCGGAAUCAUGGCACAAGAAUGGUGGAUCCACUUGCAAAUGAGGCUUGGAGACAAGGCAACCCGCGCCAUGCACAGGAUAUGUUCUCUAUCUUCCAGGGAACUGCGCGGGAUACAUCCUUGUUGAUGGACUACCUACCUGCUUAUAUCUUCCCAAAUGGAGAAAACAAGAUUUCCGAGAACCUUGUUCUGGGUGUCUCUCUCGGUGGACAUGCCGCCUGGAGCUGUCUAUUGCAUGAACCCCGGGUAACGGCAGGCGUUGUCAUUAUCGGGUGUCCCGAUUAUCUCAAUCUCAUGGUUGAUCGUGCGCGACUGUCAAAACUGCCCUCAUGGACAAAGAGUAACCCGCCAGGGUCGGAAAUUAUCGGUUCUGAAGCUAUGCCCACUUCGUUCGUGGAUAUUGUCAAACAGUAUGAUCCUGCGAGUCUCUUUCUCAGCUACGUGAAGAGUGCCCCAGGUCCACUUCGCGAUGGUGCAUUGCCCGAGCCCACAGAACAAGAAAAGCAAGAGCUUCGACCUGUUUUAACACGAUGCCUGGGUGGUAAGCGUAUUUUGAACCUGUCUGGUGGUAUCGAUAAGCUUGUGCCGUAUCAUCGGGGUGAGUCUUUCCUCGGGUGGUUCAAGAGUGCAAUUUCGCCUGAGGGAUGGUUUGGAGAUGGUGCUGUUUCGUUCGAGGAUAUUAUUGAUCAGUCUGCGGGCCAUGAGGUGACUCCUAAGAUGGUUGAUGAGGCUACCCGAUUUAUCAGCGAAACGUUAGCACUCAAUGGAGAAGAGCGGAAAAGCGCUGUCAGGGAAUCAAAGAUCUAG
Penicillium angulare is the source of this 1080-nucleotide messenger RNA. RefSeq lists its product as uncharacterized. The record is from RefSeq and is a predicted model, not a curated record. The transcript is spliced from 2 exons. Bases 1 to 1080 code for a protein of 359 amino acids. Lineage: Eukaryota; Fungi; Ascomycota; Eurotiomycetes; Eurotiales; Aspergillaceae.